UGGAUGAAGAGGAGGAGAGGGGUGGGGAGACGGGCCGAGAUGCUGUCAGGGAUUGGUUGCGCCUAAUGUCAGUCGGAGCGACGGGCCCCAGCGCUUCCGCUUCAUCCAGCUCCCGCUGAGCAGCUCCUAGAGCGAACUAAAGCGUGCGAGUGCUGAGAACCGGCAUCAUGCUUCGGAUGCUCGGAGAUUUCCCCCACCCCUAAGCCUCGGCUAAUAAGUGUUCCUGGGCAUCCCUUCCCUAGCAGGACAGACAGGGAGGAGGAGGAGGAGGAGGAGGAGGAGGAGAAAGGAGGAGAAAAAGCGAAGGGGGAGAAGAAGAAGAAGAAAAAAAAAAGGAGAGAGAGAGAGAGAGAGAGUUAAUUUUCCACCAAGUGGACGAGGAUCAGCAGAAGAGUCAGAGAGCGAGAGCGAGACACCGGGCGCUUUCCUUGCACAGCGGCCAAGUCGGAAUUUUAAGGAAUCAGCCACGAAAAAAACAAAAAAACGAGCCAGGAGCUUCCCCAAGCGGGAUACCAGGCGCAGCAUCGCAAAGCGUUACCCAGCCCGGGUAGAAAUGACAUCAACUGGCAAAGAAGGCAGCGGAGCUCAACACGCGCAAUAUGUUGGACCCUACCGCUUGGAGAAAACGCUGGGCAAAGGGCAGACAGGACUUGUGAAGUUGGGAGUUCAUUGUGUAACAUGUCAAAAGGUCGCUAUAAAAAUUGUCAACAGGGAGAAGCUCAGUGAAUCGGUGCUAAUGAAGGUGGAACGGGAAAUAGCCAUCUUGAAGUUGAUAGAACAUCCCCACGUUUUAAAGCUGCACGACGUUUAUGAAAAUAAAAAAUAUUUAUAUUUGGUGCUAGAACAUGUGUCAGGUGGAGAGCUCUUCGAUUAUCUGGUAAAGAAAGGAAGAUUAACACCAAAAGAAGCCAGAAAGUUCUUCCGACAGAUUAUUUCCGCGUUAGACUUUUGUCAUAGUCAUUCAAUCUGCCACAGGGAUUUAAAGCCAGAAAAUCUACUACUGGAUGAAAAGAACAAUAUCCGAAUAGCAGACUUUGGAAUGGCAUCAUUGCAAGUUGGGGACAGUUUACUUGAAACAAGCUGUGGAUCGCCGCAUUACGCCUGCCCAGAAGUAAUCCGGGGAGAAAAAUAUGAUGGGAGAAAAGCAGAUGUUUGGAGCUGUGGAGUCAUUUUGUUUGCAUUGUUAGUGGGUGCUCUGCCGUUCGAUGAUGAUAACUUGAGGCAGCUGUUGGAGAAAGUGAAACGUGGCGUGUUCCAUAUGCCACAUUUCAUUCCCCCAGAUUGUCAGAAUCUCUUACGAGGGAUGAUUGAAGUGGAUGCCUCGAAACGGUUGACACUAGAACACAUUCAGAAGCAUAUAUGGUAUAUAGGGGGUAAAAAUGAGCCAGAACCGGAACAACCAAUUCCUCGAAAGGUCCAGAUUCGCUCUCUCCCUUCCUUGGAAGACAUCGAUCCUGAUGUUCUAGAUAGCAUGCACUCAUUAGGUUGUUUCCGGGACAGAAACAAACUUUUACAGGACCUGCUGUCAGAAGAGGAAAAUCAGGAGAAAAUGAUUUAUUUUCUACUCCUUGAUCGGAAAGAGAGAUAUCCUAGUCAUGAAGAUGAGGAUCUUCCUCCUAGAAAUGAAAUAGACCCUCCCAGAAAACGUGUGGACUCUCCAAUGCUGAACAGACAUGGCAAGCGGAGACCAGAGAGGAAAUCCAUGGAGGUUCUAAGCGUGACCGAUGGAGGGUCCCCGGUUCCUGCCCGCAGAGCAAUUGAAAUGGCGCAGCAUGGACAGAGUAAAACAAUGUUCAGUAAAAGCCUGGAUAUCUGUGAAGCCAAUCCCACAUUCAGCAAAGAAGAAAGGAUGACGAGUGCUGACACCUUGGGGUCUCGUUCAAUCAGUGGAGCUUCAUCUGGCCUAUCUACCAGCCCUCUCAGUAGUCCAAGGCCUCUCAGAAAAUUUUUCAUCCCCCCUCAGAUUCCUGAUCUCGCUGUCACUCCCCGCCCCCAACCCUCCCUGGACUCUGAUGCUUGUAGGAACACUUCCAGACCUGGACAUGUUCUGCAACCAAAGCCAGCACUUCAACCCAACCCAAGGACACAAACUUUGCCUUCCAAGAACAAAUUGGCUGAAAAACCACUUCAGUCUACCAAAUCUAACCCACUCCCUUCUAAUAAUAUUAUUGUCCCUCCAUCCCAGAAUAUCCCUGCACAAAAUACUCAGGGUCGUCCACCUGUUUCUGGGUGUAACCCACAACUGGCUGUUUCUACGGUGCCGACCAACCCUAUGUCUCCGGUUAGGUUGCUCCCUUCCAGUACUGACCCAAGCACCAAAUCUAUCCCCAUCAUACAGGUUACCCCUCACCCCUCUCCAAGGGGCAGUCCCCUCCCUACCCCCAAGGGGACACCUGUCCAUACGCCAAAGGAGAGCCCAGCAGGCACACCCAACCCUACGCCGCCAUCCAGUCCCAGCAUUGGAGGAAUGCCCUGGAGAACACGGCUCAACUCAAUCAAGAACAGCUUUCUGGGAUCACCUCGCUUUCAUCGCAGGAAAUUGCAAGUACCUACGCCAGAAGAGAUGUCCAAUUUAACUCCAGAAUCUUCCCCAGAGCUUGCCAAAAAAUCCUGGUUUGGUAAUUUUAUCAACCUAGAGAAAGAAGAACAGAUCUUCGUGGUUAUUAAGGACAAACCAUUGAGUUCUAUCAAGGCUGAUAUAGUACAUGCAUUUCUGUCGAUUCCCAGUCUCAGUCAUAGUGUCAUCUCCCAAACAAGCUUCCGGGCAGAGUACAAGUCCACAGGAGGCCCUGCUGUCUUCCAGAAGCCAGUGAAGUUCCAGGUAGACAUUACAUACACAGAAGGUGGGGAGGCCCAGAAAGAGAAUGGGAUCUACUCCGUCACUUUUACACUUUUAUCAGGUCCAAGCCGUCGCUUUAAGAGAGUAGUAGAAACAAUUCAGGCACAAUUGUUAAGCACACAUGACCAGCCAUCAGUGCAACAAUUAUCAGACACCACUAACUGUAUGGAGUUGAUGACUGGGAGACUUUCUAAAUGUGGCAGCCCAUUGAGUAACUUCUUUGACGUAAUUAAACAACUUUUUUCAGACGAGAAGAACGGGCAGGUGAGCCAUCCCCCCGGCACGCCAACCAAGCAUAGCACAAACAGCAAGCGGAGCGAUUCCGAUAAAAAUGACUAUGGGUCUAGAGGAGACACUAAGUUCCCCGCUGGCAAAGAGAAGGCAAAGAUGGCCUCAUCACUCGGCUUACAAGACCAACCUUAAAUAAAUGCACUGAGAAAAAAAAAAUUAAGUCAAUCCAAUAAUAUCACCUAGAAAAGUGAAGAAAAGCUCCCCAAAUGAAUGAGUAUUCUUUAGCCUCUAAACUAGAUGGGUGUAUAUAAUAGUGCUACCAUAGGACAAAACUGUCUAUAGUAAAUUUUUGUAUGGAAAAACAAUGUGUGUAUAUAUAUACAUACAUAUAUAUAUAUUUAAAAAUUAUAUAUAUACAUGCACAUGUAAAUAUAUAUAAUCCACACAUAUACAUAUAUAGAUUUAUAUGAUACCUAUACAAAUAAUGCACACACACACAUAGACACUCACACAGACAUAUAAAAGGGGAAAAAAAGUAACAAUUGACAAACCCAUUUUGGCAAAUCCUGUUUGUUUGGGUUUUGUUUCUUCCUCCCAGUACUUUCCUUGCAAUAACUCCUCCCCCUCACCGUAACAUAUCCCCCGCUUCUGACUCCACCAUCCCCAUUAUAUUCCUGUGUUCUCUCUGUGUUUCUGAUACCACCACUUGUUUCCAAUCUACUACCAGGAAUUAUCCCGAAAAGUUAACAUGUCAGCCAACAUCUUCACCUUCUGUGCUCCGCGAAUGCUUGUUCACGGAAGGCCAGUGAUGUAAGACUGUCCACGGACUGGUUUGGGGGGAGGGAGGGGAACUUCCAGCCUCCUGUCUCCCACUGCAGGAAAUGGGUCUCCUCCAUUCCAUUUGCCCUCAACACACAAUUUUCUUUUGGUGCUCUGUGCGGAGAACAGCUGAGAAAUUGCAACCUGUCACAGUUGGAAUUCCAGGAAAGCAACGUUGGCUGUGACUACACCCUUUCCUCCUGGUGAAACUAGACUCUGGGAGAGGGUGCGGGGGGGAGGAUAGGGAAUAGGAUGGCAUAUUGUUCUCAUUCCAUAUUAAGAUUUUUAUAAGAACUGUCCCCCCGCCCCUCCAUCUCUUUCUUCCCAUCCGAAUUGUUUUUCAAAUUGUGUUUGUGUUUUUGUAAUUUCAAAUCAGUUUUUUUUUUCCAAAUGGCUGGAGAGGCAGCCAUAAACUUGAGGGAAACAAAAAUACAAGGAAACAGUCAAGCAAACAUGGACACUGAAACUUAGGGAAAGUCCGCUAUCAACAGCAAGGACAAAGGACAAGAAUCCAAUUCUGGGGCACAGCCUCACCUGCUGCCAAGCUCUGCUCUGGCUACCACCUUCACCAUCAUCGCCACCGCUGUUAGGACUUCUUCUCUUCUCAACCUGCUCUCUCAGACCUUUCCUUCCACAUUGGAAUUUUCCUUCGGCCGGCUGAAUUAUCUGCUACAUCACACAUCUGGAUGCAAUUAUGGUGUCAUUAGUGCUGCAUUGAUAUAUCAGUAUUAUUUAUUUGCUGGUUUUGUUUAUUUAUUUGGGUUGUGUAUGUACGUUUGGGUUUGUUUUGUUUUGUUUUUUUAAUGCGAAAGCAGACUAUAAGAUGAGAAAUAGAUUUCCCCCUUUUUCCUUUGUGCGUGCCUGUGUGUAUAACCACUGGGACAUAGUUCAUUUGAAGAAACUAUGGAGGCGAUAGCACUAUGGACGAGUUCAACACAAAGCUACUGUAAACUUUUAAAAGUAUUGCAAGAUAUUUUUAUAUUUGUUUUGGGGGUUUUUUUCCCUUUGUUUUUGGAGAAGGAUGAGUGGGCUGGAUUUUCUGUGUAGUUAAGUUAUUAUUAGGUCUUGGUUAUUAUUUAUAAUGCAUAUAUAUAAAUAUAAAUAUAUAUAUAUAUAUAUUUAAAAUUUUAAGAUGUUAGAUAUAUCUUCUGCUUUCAUUACUGAAUAGAGGUGACAUUGAUUUGUAUUUAUUUGGGGGGGGGGGUGGAAUUUCAACAAGAACACAACUUGUUCCUCUCACCAAUGCUCCUUUUCUUCUUUUUCAUUUGAUGUCUCUUUCUCUCUCCCACUCUCUUUCUCUCUCUCCAAGUCUAGCUGGAGAGGAAGAUUUUUAAAAUACCAUAAAUGACAGGCAAAAAAAAAAAAAAAAGAUGACGACAAAAUUCUAAAAUCCAGUAUGUUUUAAAUGUAGAGUUAAUAUUCAGUCCCCUUAUUAUCUUCAAUUGCUAUUGUUUGGGUUCCUAUAAGCGUAUGUUAAACUGCAAUAUUUUUAAAUGUUAAUAUUAGAUUUCUCUUUCACUGUUUGUAUUUCUUUCCGAUUAUUUUUAUUUCUAUGUUUGUCCUGGUUCAUUCUGCCCUUAUUGGACCUGUUUUUCCUGUAUAUAGGUUUGAAGAAGAAGAAAAACAACAACCAAUAUUUUGAAAAAGAUCCACAAAAGUGGAGGGUGUUUUUCGUUGUGGUUUGGUUUGGUUCUCCUAAUCUUAACCUUUUCUCUUCUAUUGCUGUGUGCAUGUUAGACCUUGGUAGGGUGGUGGCUGGGAACAGAGAGAGGUGAGAAUGUAGAGAUCUGGAGGCAGUUUUAAUUGCAUGAUAUUGCUGUAAAUUAUUCUCUCUUGCUUCUGUUGUCUUUUCUGCCUCCAUUUUCUCCUUCAUUCUCUCCAAAGCUUCUCUUCUACCACCCUCAGUCCGUUUCCCUGGUUUUUCUUCCUUUAUGUAUAGCUUUUAAGGCUUCUGUUAACUUGUACCUCUACAAAAGGCUGGGAUUUCAAAUAAUAAUAAUAAUAAUAACAAUAAUAGCCCAUAUAGUACACACAGGAAGGAGAUCAUUUACACAAGACAUAAGAAUAAAUGAAAGCAAUACCUCUUGUUAUCCUUCCUAUUUUGUACUUGGAUGACACAUGCACACACACUCACUAGUGGACACAAUCUGAUAUUAUUUAACAGUUCAAAGGACAAAGAGGAACCUUCUGAUGUAUCCCUUGUUAAAUAACUGUGAACAACUUUAGUUCAAAAACAAUAAAUUCAUUCAGUAAAGAUA
Pantherophis guttatus is the source of this 6147-nucleotide messenger RNA. RefSeq names its product BR serine/threonine kinase 2 (gene BRSK2). Gene Ontology annotation, biological process: protein phosphorylation; intracellular signal transduction. Gene Ontology annotation, molecular function: protein serine/threonine kinase activity; ATP binding. Gene Ontology annotation, cellular component: cytoplasm. Lineage: Eukaryota; Metazoa; Chordata; Lepidosauria; Squamata; Colubridae. The record is from RefSeq and is a predicted model, not a curated record.